This is a messenger RNA of Effrenium voratum, 1461 nucleotides long. NCBI's taxonomy places the organism in Eukaryota, Dinophyceae, Suessiales, Symbiodiniaceae. The record is from the annotation of a GenBank genome assembly.
AUGCUCGUGAAUUACAAGGAACCCUUGGAUUAUGAAACGAAAGAAGAAGAGAAGCAGGUUACCAUUGAAGCAUUUGCACGGGCCAGAGGACCCGGCAAAGAAGAAGCUGAGGGCCAACAAGUUGCAAAGACAACCGGCGCUGGCAGCGGGUCGUGCUUUGAACAGGCGAGGCAGUCUUUGAACACGGGGAGUGGCCCGCCGCAAAGCCACGAGGACUUGGUGAAGUACUACAUGGAACUAGCUAAGAAGGAAGCCAAGGAGAGGACCAGAAAAGAAGCAACCGAGAAAGCCAAGAAAGAAGCCGAGGAGAGGGUCAGAAAAGAAGCCAAGGAGGAAGCUCAGGAGAGAAUCAGAAACGAAGCAGAGGAGAAAGCCAAAGAGGAAGCCAAGGAGAGGAUCAGAAAGGAAGCAGAGGAGAAAGCCAAGGAGGAAGCCAAGGAGAGGAUCAGAAAGGAAGCAGAGGAGAAGGCUAAGGAGGAAGCCAAGGAGAGGAUCAGCAAGGAAGUAGAGGAGAGGGCUGAGAAGGACGCAAAGGAGGAAGCUGAGGAGAGGAUCAGAAAGGAAGUCGAGGAGAGGGUCAGAAGGGAAGUCGAGGAGAGAGCCAAGAAGGAAGCAAAGGAGAAGGCGGAGAAGGAAGCAGAGGAGAAGGCGAAGAAGGAAGCAGAGGAGAAAGCCAAGGAGGAAGCCAAGGAGAGGAUCAGAAAGGAAGCCGAGGAGAGGGUCAGAAGGGAAGUCGAGGAGAGAGCCAAGAAGGAAGCAAAGGAGAAGGCGGAGAAGGAAGCAGAGGAGAAAGCCAAGAAGGAAGCAGAGGAGAAAGCCAAGGAGGAAGCCGAGGAGAGGAUCAGAAAGGCAGUUGAGGAGAGGGUCAGACGGGAAGUCGAAGAAAGAGCAAGGAAGGAAGCCGAGGAGAAGAUCGCAAAGGAGGCUAAGGAGAAGGCUGAGGAGGAAGCAGAGGAAAAAGCUAGGAAGGAAGCAGAGGAGAAAGUACAGCAGGAAGCGCAGGAGAAGGCAGAGAAGGAAGCAGAGGAGAAAGCCAAGAAGGCAGCAGAGGAGAGAGCAAAGAAGGAAGCAGAGGAGAGAGCCCAGAAGGAAAGAUGGGCGCAAGCCAGGAAUGCUGAGAAGGAAGCAGAGGAGAAAGCCAAGAAGGAAGCAGAGGAGAAAGCCAAGAAGCACGCAAAGGAGAGGGCGGACAAGGAAGCAGAGGAGAAGGCUGAGAAGGAAGCAAAAAAGCAAGCCAAGAAGGAAGCAGAGGAGAGAGCCGAGAAGGAAGCAGAGGAGAAAGCCCAGAAGGCAGCAGAGGAGAAAGCCCAGAAGGAAGCAGCUGAGAAAGCGAAGACAAAGGAGCCUGAGGAGAAGGGCGGCAGAAAGAAGAAGGAAGCGCUACCGAAGAAAGGCGUUCGAACGAAAGAGCAUGUGGAAGCGAUGUUCAGCAAAAGAGACGCGUCAAUGAAAUCAAAGUGA